Molecule: messenger RNA, 1538 nt
Organism: Oppiella nova
Lineage: Eukaryota; Metazoa; Arthropoda; Arachnida; Sarcoptiformes; Oppiidae
Source: the annotation of a GenBank genome assembly
UGAUUGAAUCGAUUGAUUGAUCAGGUGAAGAAUUUCUUGAGGAGCCGCUAUACAGUGGGCGUCAGACCCACUCCUCUCAUGUCUAUCUGCCUUUCUUUGAGGCUAAUAAACAGACCACUAUGGACGAGCAAAUGCUAGGCGACCAGUCCUACAGAUACCUGACCGCCGACGAGAUGAAGUCUUUAGGCGACGACUCAUUGCCUUUCGACGUGACUAAAGACGAGCGAAUGGAGAGCCGCGACCUCCUCGCGCCCAUAACCGUGGACGAGGAGCUCUUCUCACCGCAUCACAUGCUGAUGACCGAGUCGUACGUCAACGCCUUGGCGCCCGACAACAUCGAUAUAUCCCGGGCGCCCAUCACCGCCGGCUUUUUGGUCAGCUUUAUGGUGGACGCCAGGGGUGGGGCGAUGAGAGGGUGCCGGCACUCCGGGGUUCGCGUGAUUAUACCGCCGCGAAAGGCGCCGAUGCCUAUGAGGAUCACCUGUCGGUAUCUGAGGAAAGAGAAACUCAUUCAUCCGCCGCCACUCAUGGAGGGCGAGGCCUGCGCUUCCCGUUUGCUCGAAGUGGGACCGGCAGGCGCUAAGUUCUUGGGACCUGUUAUUAUCGAAGUGCCGCACUUUGCAUCCCUGCGCGGAAAGGAACGGGAGAUCAUAAUCUUGAGGAGCGAUAACGGAGAGCACUGGAAGGAACACACUCUCGAGGCGUCCGAAGAAGCCGUUCAGGAAGUGCUGAACGAGAGCUUUGAAGGAGAGAAUGAUGUGAAUACGUUGGACGACUUCAGCAGUAACCGCAUCACCAGAAUCCUGACGACCGACUUUCCCCAAUACUUUGCGGUCAUCACUCGUAUCCGUCAAGAGGUGCACGCGAUCGGACCCGACGGUGGAAUGGUGUCGUCGACGGUCGUACCCCAAGUGCAGGCCAUCUUCCCGGAGGGGGCGCUCACGAAGAAGAUAAGAGUGGGACUACAGGUAGGAAACAGUAUUGAAGUGAUCGACGAUGCGAUGAAUGAUAAAAAGCGGGGACUUUUCUAUGAGAUCGGAGAGGGGAUCCGCAAGAGGUUCAGUAGAAAACCUCGACCCAAGCCAUUGAGUAGCGAAACAGUGCCUCAAAAGCACCCGAAAUGCGAUCAAAUCAAACGCAAAGACAGAGGCACUCAAACAGAGCGCCCGAAAAAGUCUAAAAAGAAAAGCAAAUUAAAGUCUAAUAACGAGUUAAUAGAGCCGAAAGAGUUUCGGUUUCGUCCGCCCAAUAACGGCGGCUGCUUUACCAGUCUUCUAGCCCAACCGAUACCGUCAGACCUGGUGACCAAAAUGUUGGGCAAUAGGGUGGCCGUGUCGCCCAUCUGCACGAUAGAGCCCCGGCGCCGCAAAUUCCAUAAACCAAUAACACUGACAAUACCGGUGCCCCAGGCGGCCACCCGCGGGAUGAUCAACCAGUACACCGGCGACGCGCCCACACUCCGCCUCUUAUGCAGUAUAACAGGUAGUACGAAAUUCUUAGUGUCCGUACUCUACAACUACUACUCAUCUGAGACCUAG